AUCAUGAAGCUGUUGGUAAUUUUCUUGGCAUGGGCAGUAGCCAUCGCAUCAGCUACUACGGAGAAAACAGGAGAUCCCGAUCACAUUAUCACCAAUGGAAGCCCGGCCUACGAAGGACAGGCGCCUUAUGUAGUGGGCAUGGCAUUUGGACAGAGCAACAUCUGGUGCAGUGGUACCAUCAUUGGCGACACCUGGAUCCUCACCUCCGCUCAAUGUUUGGUCGGCAGUUCGGGGGUGACCAUUUACUUUGGAGCCACGAAGCUGAGUCAGGCCCAGUUCACGGUGACGGUGGGCUCCAGCGAGUAUGUGACCGGAAGCCAGCAUCUUGCUCUGGUCCGAAUCCCCCGAAUUGGAUUCAGCAAUCGGGUCAACCGGGUUGCCCUGCCUUCGCUGAGCAAUCGAUCCCAGCGGUACGAAAACUGGUGGGCAGGUGUCUGUGGAUGGGGUGUCACGACCUUCAACAAUGGACUAACCGACUGGCUGCAGUGCGUGGACCUCCAGAUAAUGACUAACUCCGAGUGCACCUCUUUCUAUGGGUCCACCACGGUCUCUGACCAGAUUCUCUGCACCCGCACUCCCAAUGGAAGGUCCACUUGCUUCGGCGACGCCGGCAGUCCACUGGUCACCAAACAGGGAUCCACUCUGGUGGGAAUCUCCGCUUUUGUGGCCUCCAACGGUUGCACCUUGGGCUUGCCUGCUGGAUUUGCCAGGAUCACCAGCGCUCUGGAUUGGAUCCGUCAAAGGACAGGCAUCUCCUACUAGAAGUCUAUAGAAAAGUUAAAUAAAAAUGCCCCUUACCUGCACAUUAA
Drosophila rhopaloa is the source of this 809-nucleotide messenger RNA. Its product is annotated as serine protease 1. The record is from RefSeq and is a predicted model, not a curated record. Lineage: Eukaryota; Metazoa; Arthropoda; Insecta; Diptera; Drosophilidae. The transcript has a single exon. The coding region runs from base 4 to 762 and encodes 252 amino acids. Gene Ontology annotation, molecular function: serine-type endopeptidase activity. Gene Ontology annotation, biological process: proteolysis.